Messenger RNA from Plasmopara halstedii, 165 nucleotides. RefSeq lists its product as uncharacterized. The transcript is spliced from 2 exons. Bases 1 to 165 code for a protein of 54 amino acids. The record is from RefSeq and is a predicted model, not a curated record. NCBI's taxonomy places the organism in Eukaryota, Oomycota, Peronosporomycetes, Peronosporales, Peronosporaceae.
AUGGAUCUUGCUUUUACUUUGUGCAUCGCUGAGGUAUUAUCUGAUCGCGGACGUCGAAAAUUUCAGUUAAAACGAACCACCAAAGACUGCACCCUUGCUAUUGUCGCCUCACCUAAUUGGGUUGGGCAGUCUUCAGUACCCGAAGAGUCAAUUAAAAGCCCGUAG